This is a messenger RNA of Pteropus alecto (black flying fox), 549 nucleotides long. RefSeq names its product membrane spanning 4-domains A13 (gene MS4A13). The coding region runs from base 1 to 549 and encodes 182 amino acids. NCBI's taxonomy places the organism in Eukaryota, Metazoa, Chordata, Mammalia, Chiroptera, Pteropodidae. Gene Ontology annotation, cellular component: plasma membrane. The record is from RefSeq and is a predicted model, not a curated record. Gene Ontology annotation, biological process: cell surface receptor signaling pathway. The transcript is spliced from 6 exons.
AUGGCUGAUUCCUACUUGGCUAUCCAGAUUUUGAUUGGCAUCUUUCAUGUUUUUAUGUGGUAUUUCAUAUUGAUUUUGUAUAUGGGACAGAUUAAAGGAACCUUUGGGAUAUAUGAACCUAUAACUUACAGAACAGGAUGUACUUUAUGGGGAAUUGUUUUUAUCAUUUCAGGAGUCUUCCUAAUAAGAGUAGCAAAGCAUCCAUCUCAGCGCCUGGUUGUACUAGCAUUGAUCACAAACAUCUUCUGUGUAAUCACUACAAUUAUUGCAGUAGCUUUGACAGUAACUGAAUUGUCUAAAUUUCAUUCUGUGUCAUAUAAGAAUUAUGGGCAAGCGAAACUCGGGAGGGAAGUUUCACGCGUCUUACUGUUCUCCUACCCUCUGGAAUUAGCUCUUGCAUUUACAUACUCCAUCUUCGGCUGUAUCGAUUUGACCGUCCACUUGCACAUAAGUCUCGCACAUGAUGUUCUACAUGACAAAUACGUUGGCGAUGAUGAUGAUGAUGAUGAUGAUGAUGGCAACUCAAAAAACAUCUCAUGCAGUUAUUAG